GAUCCAGCCAGUCCUCAUGAGGCAGACUUCAGCCAAUGCUGUGAUCGUUCCCCCCCUCAUGCUGCUCUACGUUUUGUAGCGGCACCGCGAUGGGGAUGUCCGAUUUGAUGACGAUGGUGCUGAACUGAACCCAAUGCAGCGCCUUAGCUAUGUACAGAAUCCAGCGCAGCGACUCGCUUCUCUACUACUCGUAGGUGCACCGGUACCCUAGACCACACCGCCACCGGUACAGUAUCGCCUCGACUGCUCCCGCCACUCCGCCCGAGCUCCGCCAUGCCUUGCGCUCGGCCUCGGGGGCUGGCGUGCUACAAAUGGAAGCGCUCUUUCCAGUCUGUCGUCAAUUUUCAGUCGCGCGCUCCUCACUCCAUCGAUCGCUCUUUUUUCCAGUCGCCAGUCGUCAGCUGCUCACUCGCCAAAGGGGGAGACUGGUCUUGUAAUAACCUCUACUAGCGAUGAUGAUGCUCCAGCGGCAUUCCCGUUUCUCCACGCGAGUCGUAGUGGUGAUGGCGGCGGUGGCGUUGUUCCUUGCUGCUGUCUUCGUUGCCCCGUCUCAGGCCGGUCCUCUCACGACCUUCAUCGUGGGCGGCAGCUACUUCAUCCCCCAGCCCAACCCCUGGAAUCUCCAAGCGUACAGAUACAACCCUCGCCGCGUGCUGCCUGGAAACGACCUCGUGUUCCGGUGGAACGGGUGGCGGUCGGACGUGUGGAAGUUUCCCACCUUUGCGGCAUACCAGAGCUGCGACUUCUCCGUUGGCGUGCAGCUCACCAAGCCGUCCUACUUUGGCCGAUACAUCUACUCCAUCUCCAAGGCCGAGGCCGGCACCACGCUCUACUUCGGCAGCCGCGUGUGGCUCAACUGCCGCAAGGGGCAGAAGGCCAAGAUCAGAGUGAGAGAUCUCAACCCGUUCGAUUAGAGCAGCCGGUGUGGUACAGCUGAUGGAAGGAACUGCCAGUCAGGAUGGUAGAUAGAUAGCCAUGAUGUUUGUGGUAUGGAUUUGUUUUUUCUCCAUGGAUGCCUGUUGGUUAGGUGGUUUUGCAUGGGCUGCUGUAUUGUAGACGAGAGUAUCUGCUGUGCCUUCUUUUGAGGCUAUGUUAUCAAAUGUCCAUAUUUACUGCGUUUCGUCCAGG
Molecule: messenger RNA, 1128 nt
Organism: Closterium sp. NIES-67
Lineage: Eukaryota; Viridiplantae; Streptophyta; Zygnematophyceae; Desmidiales; Closteriaceae
Source: the annotation of a GenBank genome assembly